Phlebotomus papatasi is the source of this 2806-nucleotide messenger RNA. RefSeq names its product DNA helicase MCM9-like. The record is from RefSeq and is a predicted model, not a curated record. Gene Ontology annotation, biological process: double-strand break repair via homologous recombination. Gene Ontology annotation, cellular component: MCM complex; nucleus. Gene Ontology annotation, molecular function: ATP binding; single-stranded DNA helicase activity; single-stranded DNA binding. The coding region runs from base 120 to 2651 and encodes 843 amino acids. The transcript is spliced from 7 exons. NCBI's taxonomy places the organism in Eukaryota, Metazoa, Arthropoda, Insecta, Diptera, Psychodidae.
UCAAAGUCAGUUGUGGAUGUUUUUGUGCAUGCGUGCGUUUUGUUUUGAACUGAUUUUCCCGGUUAAAGUUUUUCUGCAUUGAAAAUAAGUGAUAAUUUAGGCUUAAAAAGUGCAUAAAUAUGGAAAUUUACGAUGAUUAUUUGUUGAAGCACUAUGAAAGUGAUAUUGGAAGCAUGCUGGCCACGGAUGUGAGCGAUGGCCCCAUGAGGCUUCACUUGGACAUGUGCCAUCUGCAACGAGAGGUUCCGGAACUCUUUGAACGAAUUGUACAGGAUGCUUGGGAAGAGAGACGAAAGUGGAAUGCUAGUCUCCUCCGGGUGCAGGACAAAAUCCUGUCAAAUGAUGUUUUCUUGGUGGAUUCGGGUGAAUUGAGGGAUUCCUGCUAUGUGACUCUGUACAAUCUUCCUAUGUUACCAGACACUCACUUCUCGAGUGAGUAUCCAGAACAUUCGCAGAAGGGAAGACUCAUUCAGAUCAAAGGAAAUGUUAUCCGGCUAACAAAGAGCACAAUGAUUGAAUCCCAGAGACAAUAUGUUUGUUCAAAAUGCAAGAAAACAGUCUGGUGCCAGGCUGACUAUUCUAGGACAUUUACAUUUGCCCCACCAACCAGGUGCCCCGAUGCCAGGGGCCCAAAUAUGUGCAAAGGUGCAAUGCAACCUAAGAAGUCUGAGGGAGAGACUCUAAUUGAGUAUCAGGAGAUGAGAUUGCAACAAAUAUCCAGUGAAUCUCGUAUUCCGCGAACAAUUAUUGUCACUAUGGAGGGGGAUUUGGUGGAUUCUUGCGGAGUUGGGGAUUGUGUUGUAGUCUGUGGUGGCCUCCAGACACAGUCUGAAUGGACAAAGGAGCAUCAGAGAUGCACAGUACAACUCGUUUUAAGAGCUGUAAGUGUUUACAGUGAUCAACGGAAGUUGAGCAGGAACUUUGCAGAUGAAGCUAUGUAUGCUCAUUUGGCGUGGCAAGAGACUGUGGAGAGUGAAGGAGAGGCAAAGGCACGAGAGAGAAUUGUGUCCUCUUUCUCACCAAGAACCCGGGGAAUGCAAUGUAUAAAGUUGGCCCUAUGUAUUGUGCUCAGUAGUGGAGAUCGCACAAAUCCUAGAAGUGCAAACUCCCACAAAACUAGACAAAAUUCCCAUAUUCUUCUCAUUGGGGAUCCUGCUCUUUCCAAAUCUAAACUCAUAAUUUUUGCAUCGGAAAUUGCUGCAAGAUCCGUUUUUACAACGGGAGUAGGUUCGACUAGAGCAGGUUUAACAGCCGCUGCUAUCCGAGAGAAUAAUGAAUGGAUUCUAGAAGCAGGAGCAAUGGUUUUGUCUGAUAAUGGUGUAUGCGUUAUUGAUGAAUUUCACCAAUUGACAAACCAUGAUAAAGCUAGUAUCCAUGAGUGCCUUGAGCAACAGACACUUAGUAUAGCAAAGGCAGGAUUAGUCUGUACGCGACGUACUCGAUGUUCUGCUAUUGCAGCAAUGAAUCCCAAAGACCAUCCAAGAGGGCAGUCUGAAGAAGAACUCGAAGUUGAUUCAACUGGCCUCAGUAGUCCACUUCUGUCGAGAUUUGACUUAAUUUUUCGACUAAUGGAUGAAUACGAUCGAGAUUGGGAUGAAGUGAUCUCAACUCAUAUUCUAUCCCAAUUGGGAAAUAGCCAAGAAGUUGAUCCUGAAGAUGAUCAACUUUGGGAUAAAAGAAAACUUCAAGCUCAUUUUCUCAUGGUAAAAGAUAUUUCUCCGGUUAUGCUGGAGCCCACAAAGAGGGUUUUAAAGGAAUAUUAUAUGCGAUGCCGUCGAACUUAUCCAAAUGUCCUGAGAGGUAGGACAACUUAUCGUCUCCUGAAUAGUCUGGAGCGUUUAGCAAAGGCACAUGCUAAACUUAUGGCACGAACAGAAGUUACUUUAGUUGAUGCUACGGCGACAAUUUACCUGAUGGAAACUUCUUGGGGCUAUGGAGGAAUUUUGCCAACGAUAAACGUCAUGACGGAUGAAAUGCCUUAUCCAACAGAAGAAAUGAUUGAGCAAAUGCUUUAUUCUUUGUCUCUAACGAGAGAUGACAUUGGUGAUAAUGAUUCCCAACCUUCUGACCAAGUGGUAGAAAAUGGACACACCUCAGAAUCAAAUAAGAGAAGGCAUCCAGAAGAUGACUCUCCUCCGUCUCAAAGCUCGAAAAGGAUUCCUCCAGCUUCUGACUCUCCUCCUUCAAAUUCUCCUCAGUUGUUCUCUUUAACUUCCAACUUCAGACGUGAUUUCUUAGAAAACCCCUCACAGGACGACCAAGAAGAACUUGGAAGGUCUUUAGAUACCUCCUUUGUCAAUUUUUUGAGUGAUCAGGCUCUGAAUUUAGACUUGGAUGAUACAGAAGAUGUUCCACAAAAUCAUCAGGAGACAUCUGUACGAGCUCUUGAACAACCUGAUAAUUCAGGUGUGCAAGAGGAAAGAAUGGCAGUUGAAGUACCUAAUUUCUGCAGUAAUGAAGCAGGAGCAGAAAGUUCCAAUACUUCAAUGAAUUUAUGUCAACUAAAUCUUGAAGAAUUGCGGAGAGAUUUGCAAUGUCUCGAGCAAAAGGAGGAUGGUUCUAAUGGUGAAAGUUCUACCAGCACAAACUCACAUAGUAUCUUCAGAGAUCCCUUUAAAGAUUUCGACUACGAAAACCUCAAAUUGGAUUAGACGAUUUUCCAAAAUGGACCACCAUCACCCAGAAUCCAGAAAUAUAUUUUGGGAGAGGUCCUUGUCGAAGGGGAUUGCUGACUUUUUUGCGUUUUGAGGAAGGGACAAAAUCACACGAAAAUAUCACAUAAAAAAAUCGCAAAAACACAAAAAAA